AUAUAUAUCUACUACACAGCCACAAACGCGUCGCUUUCAAGCAGCACUACACCAAAUUCCAAUCUCGAGCUCGCCAUGAACGAACACAUAUCGAUGCGCGUCAACUCCGCCCGUCUUUCCGGAAUAAAGGGCAGAACAGUCCGUCUACCCUGCAAAGUACUCCGACUUUCAGAUGACAUCGCCAUCGUCGAAGCGAGUGAUGGUGGCCAGGUAGAGAUACAAAGGAAGAAUGUGGAUGUGACUGCUACCUAUGUCGAGGUUAUUGGAAGUGUGGUAGAUGCGUCCACAAUAAAAGCCAUGGCGACACUUCCGUUGGAUUCAGAAGGCGAGCUAGAUAUGCAACUGGUCAACGACGUGAUUGAGCUCACAUUUGAAUCGAGGUUCGAUAAGCUCUUCCCUCGGUACAAAGAAACAGAAACUAGCAUGCCUACACAUUGAUUAUCUACCAGCAUAUACAAACUUCCUGUUGUAUUUUAGCACACCUCGCAUCACAUAAAUUGAGAAAAGCAUCUGCAUCCAUCGCCCCUAUGCAUUAAGACGGACCGGCUUUGGCCAUCUUCUUGUCAUGUCCCCUUUUCCGAUUGUGGUUCCCUCUGCUAGCUUUGUUCUUAUCUUUCAAUGCUCGCUCUCUCGUAUCACCACCAUCUCCAGACCCUCUGCCGCGCCCUCUUCCUCUCCCUGCCCCGCGCCCACC
This is a messenger RNA of Suillus subaureus, 694 nucleotides long. Its product is annotated as replication factor A protein 3. Gene Ontology annotation, biological process: double-strand break repair via homologous recombination; mismatch repair; DNA replication. The record is from RefSeq and is a predicted model, not a curated record. The transcript has 4 exons. Gene Ontology annotation, molecular function: damaged DNA binding; single-stranded DNA binding. Lineage: Eukaryota; Fungi; Basidiomycota; Agaricomycetes; Boletales; Suillaceae. Gene Ontology annotation, cellular component: site of double-strand break; nucleus; DNA replication factor A complex. Bases 76 to 438 code for a protein of 120 amino acids.